GUUUCGGUGCUCGGCCGGAUCGAGGAGCCAUGGGCGGGCGGUGCGGAGCCCUGAGGAGUCUGCGGGGAUGGUGUCAGCUGCCAGGGUCUACUGAGGCUCUGAAGAGGAAGAGUAACAAAAGCGAGCCAAUGUUUUGAUGAAAAUAAUUUUCCCAUGGAUUUCCCCCUGGAAUUUCACUGCAAUUGGUAGAUCUGUAGAGGACAUCUAGAUUUGGACAGCUGUGCAAACUUGGAGAUAAGCCUAUUUUGUCACAUUCUUCUUACCUAUUCUAAGGUGCUAAACACACUACUUGGCUUCACAUGUGCAUCGUGCAAGAUAAGUGUGUUGCUCAGCAUACAGAGCCAAACACAAGUUGCUUCAGAUUCCAGGAGUGGGGGAGCUGUUACAGCAGUUGCAGCAAGGAUGGAAGUAGGUUGUAUUUCUUGAUCACUGAAAACACUGAUGGAUGGACCAAUGCAUUUUUAUCAACUUGUGUACAUCAGCGUUUUAUCUACAGCUUGUUGCAGCUUGCCUGGAAGAUUUCUGGGAGGGCCACCUUACAAUCUACGAAUGGAAUCUUACAAUUUUCAUCACAUUUUGUCCUGGCAGACAAAAACUAAUACAGCUGUGCCAUCAUACUAUCGUGUACUGUACACUGACCAUAGGACCUGGAAGACCGCCAAACAAUGUUCAAAUAUUACACAACUAUCCUGUAAUCUGACUGAUGAUUUUGAAGAUACUUCUAGCCCAUAUUCUGCACUGGUUCAGAGCUUCACAGGAACUGAAGUAUUCAAUUCUUCUGUACUUCAUUUUGUGCCACGUACUGACACGAUCCUGGGACCACCAGAAGUUCGUAUCAGUUCCUGUCUAAACUGCAUAAAUGUCUCCAUAAAGUUGCCAACCUCUCACUUCAGAAAAAAUGGGAAGCUACUGACUUUAAUUGAUAUAUAUAAAGAGCUUUAUUAUGAUAUCACACUGAAAACAGUUGAUGGAGAACAUAGGAGAUCACGUGAGAAAACCACUCAAGAAAAUUUUAAUACUGUCAUUGAAGAAUUGUAUCCAAAUAGAAAUUACUGUGUGUCUGUUAUGGUUACUGCAUCUCUGAACAAACAUUCCAUCCCAUCAGCCUGGAAAUGUAUAACUACAGACUCUGUAGCUCAACAAGAUUAUCAUGCAGUCUUGGUUGCUGUCACAGCUGCUAUAUGUUUUAUACUGAUGUUAGCUGGUGCCCUGAAAUGUAUACAUGCAGGAGGUUACAUUCUUCAAAAAACACCACUGCCACUUAGCUUGGUAUCCAUCAUUACAUCAGUCUAUCCAUUUUGGACACCUGAACCUGUAGAUACAGCCUCUGUAGAGGUCAUUUACAAAGAGAUUAAAAAAAGGGCAAAUGAAUCCAGUGGACGUAUCAGCAAUGAGGAUGACAGCAAUGAGGAUGACAGUGAUGAUAUAAGUAAUCAUGACUAUACAAGGCGUAAUAUCAUAAGCAGAGACCCUCAUUCCUCUGAUGUGCCAAAUGGAUUCAUACAGUACUCUAUAAAGAGGGCAUGUGAUGACAGCAGCAGCCAGGCAAGUGAAAAUCCAAGCGCUGACCCAGAAGAUUUUGAAGACCAUGAAAUGGGCAUUGAAGAAGGUAAAGAUGCAAGUAGUGAGUUAUUUAAUCCUCUCUCUGAGGUAAAUUGUAACUAUUCUUCUAGGCAAAGGAACAGUGCUUGCUUUGCCAUUAACUUAAACACUGUGCUGUUGGGAGCCUCUGAAGAGAAUGUGGAUAGUUCUGUAGCUCUGGUGUCUUCCCAAGAAGAUGCAUUGGACUGGCAAUGUGCUUAUGCUUGUGAAGCAAAAGUCCUGGGUGACACAGAAAGUGUGUGGAAACCUCCCUGCCAGAAUGGCUCUCAUGAGUGGCAAAACUCUGAUUCUUCUGAUGAAAGCAACUCAUCUGAUUCAGAUACGGACCCAAAAUCUGGAUACAUAAGAAGAUAAUAAGUGAGAACCACUAUUAUUUUAAAACACACGGAAUUAUAUUCUCCAGCUCCGUGUCUGGACUCAAUCUAGAGAUCUUGUCUUUUUUUUAACGUUCUGUGACUGUAUGCCUGAACACUGACAACACUGAACACACUCAUUCUUCAAUACUUCUCUGAUCUCUCCAGGUAUGGUUGGGGUUUCACAGGGAAAGGAAAAUGACUGCUCAGAGACAGCAGAAGGAGUAGUUACUUCAUUUUGCAGUUUAGUAGUGAAUUAUGCCAUUUAGCUGCUAGAAAGUAACUGUCUUCUAAAGUGAGAAGUUAGUUUGUGAGUAAAUGGCAUCUCAAGAUGGCUUUUUUAUUUUGAAAGGACUCUAUUUUUUAACUCUGUAUUAUUCUGAAACCUGUUUUGCUGGAUGGAUUGCUGUAUUCAAGUCGGUGAGCCAACAUUGUGCAAAAAAGCUGAUCAAGUGAAAUAAUGGGAGUUGACAUAUAAGUACUUGGCUUGCAAAAGACUUUACUGUUAAUCAAGGCAUUAAAUAUACCCUUUUGUAUUUUUAAUUGUAAUUUCGUGCAAUUACAUACUACAUUUUUUUUAAAAAAAUGACAUUUAAAAGCUACUGCAGUGUCCAGUUAUAUUUUAACAUUUGUGUUUCAUAAAAAAAAUUUUUUUUCA
Calypte anna (Anna's hummingbird) is the source of this 2613-nucleotide messenger RNA. It is a transcript of the gene IFNAR2, whose product is annotated as interferon alpha and beta receptor subunit 2. Gene Ontology annotation, molecular function: interleukin-22 receptor activity; protein binding. Gene Ontology annotation, cellular component: membrane. Bases 442 to 1956 code for a protein of 504 amino acids. The record is from RefSeq and is a predicted model, not a curated record. Gene Ontology annotation, biological process: blood coagulation. The transcript has 10 exons. NCBI's taxonomy places the organism in Eukaryota, Metazoa, Chordata, Aves, Apodiformes, Trochilidae.